Scaptodrosophila lebanonensis is the source of this 1557-nucleotide messenger RNA. RefSeq names its product phospholipase D3 (gene Pld3). The transcript has 2 exons. NCBI's taxonomy places the organism in Eukaryota, Metazoa, Arthropoda, Insecta, Diptera, Drosophilidae. Gene Ontology annotation, molecular function: catalytic activity. The coding region runs from base 87 to 1493 and encodes 468 amino acids. The record is from RefSeq and is a predicted model, not a curated record.
GACGAUGUUCAUUCCGAUUACCGGCGCACAAGAAUAAAGUAUUUGCAAUAAAAAGAUAAGAAUUGUUUAAGAUAUUCCUGAAAAUAAUGCAACAAAAGUUACUGGAAGAUGACGAUGUUGAAUAUGCGUCGUACAGGCAACGAAACAAUACUACCGCAUUGCUUAUGUUGCUACUGACUACUUCGUGUUUGCUGUUGUUCUGGACAGCAUGCAGAGGGCAAAAGGAGGUGCUGUUAAGAACCGAAGCUAUGCGCGAUGACAACAUAUAUAACUGCGAUCUUCAGCUUGUUGAAUCUAUACCAAUUGGCUUAAAUUAUUCAGCAAAGAGUCCUAAAUUUUUAAGUACUUUUGAUGCCUGGAAAUUGCUGCUGGAUAAAGCCAAUAAAUCACUUGAUCUUGGAUCUUUUUACUGGUCACUUCGCGGCGAAGAUGUUAAUUGUAACGACAGCAGUGCUGCGCUAGGAGAAGAAAUAUUUAGCCGCCUGCUUCAAAAUGCUAAUAACCAGGAUAACAUUAAUAUACGUAUAGCACAAAGUGAACCAUCUGACAUCUCACCCAAUUUGGAUACAAAACUGCUCGCUAACUAUGGUGCAGCAAAAGUGGUUUCUAUAAAUUUUCCCAAAUACUUUGGCGGUGGUGUCCUGCACACAAAACUCUGGAUUGUAGAUAAUCAGCAUUUUUAUUUAGGCAGCGCCAACAUGGAUUGGCGUUCUCUCACGCAAGUUAAGGAGCUUGGCGUGCUCGCACAGAAUUGUCCGCAGUUGGCCAGUGAUGUUGCAAAGAUCUUCAAGGCAUACUGGUAUUUGGGCAGUGACACCAAUGCACCCAUACCACAUAAAUGGCCCUAUGAGUAUUCUACGAACUACAAUGAUCAACAACCUAUGCACCUUAAUCUGAAUAUGGCCUAUGCCAUGAAUGGGUACAUUUCGAAUUCACCUCCACCAUUGACAGCAGACGGACGUACGCACGAUUUGGAUGCUAUAAUAAAAACAAUCGAGAAUGCAAUGGAUUUCGUCUAUAUAGCCGUUAUGGACUACUUUCCACUAAUCAUUUAUGGCCCCAAACAACGUUUUUGGCCUUAUAUUGACAAUGCUUUACGCGAGGCAGCUGUUGAGCGUGGUGUAGCAAUCAAGAUGCUUAUUUCCUGGUGGAAACACUCCGAUCCAAGUGAAGAUAAUUUUUUACGCUCGUUGCAGGAUCUAUCAAUGGAAAGAAAACAUGUUGAUAUACAAGUACGUCGUUUUAUUGUACCGAUGGACCCUGACCAAGCGCGAAUUCCCUUUGGGCGAGUAAAUCAUAACAAGUAUAUGGUGACGGAUAGAAUCGCCUACAUUGGCACCUCCAACUGGUCGGGCGAUUAUUUCACAGACACUGCUGGAAUAGCAUUAGUAUUGAAGGAUACGUUGGCUAGUGCAAAAAACUCGCUGCGACAGGAAUUGCAAAACAUUUUCGAACGUGACUGGAAUAGUCCCUAUGCUCAUAAAUUUUCCUAAAUCAAAAUUUGAAAAAUAUACUGUAGUCCAUUAUAAAUAAUAUGAAUUGCUUAAUAAUAGUUAU